Molecule: messenger RNA, 690 nt
Organism: Cornus florida
Lineage: Eukaryota; Viridiplantae; Streptophyta; Magnoliopsida; Cornales; Cornaceae
Product: protein FAR1-RELATED SEQUENCE 5-like
Exons: 1
Coding region: 1-690 (229 amino acids)
Source: RefSeq, a predicted model, not a curated record
AUGGAAGAUGAAAUGAUAGAUAUUGAAGACAUAAUAAAUGCUGUAGUUAUAGAGCCCCAAGUGAAUCAAUGGAAACCAAGGUUUAAGAUGGAGUUUGAUACGGAACAAGAGGCAUACGAAUUUUAUAAUGCAUAUGGGGGUAGAGUUGGAUUUAGCAUCCGGAGGGAGUAUUUUAAUAAUAGCCAUAAAACUGGAAAACUUUUAACGAGGUUGUUUACUUGUUGCAAGGAGGGUGUUAGGAAGAAGGAUAGAAGGGACAAACAUACAAAGACUCCGCGAGCUGAAACAAGAACUGGUUACGGUGCACGAAUGCAUAUUAAAUAUGAUGAAGCAAAGGGAAAGUAUUUAGUUGAUAAUUUUAUAGAUAGUCACAACCAUCCGUUGAUAAUUGAUGAAUGCACCCACAUGAUGCCGUCGCAGAGAUGUAUUUCUAGCGUCCAGGCCAUUGAUGUGGACUUGGCUUCAGAUUCAGGUAUUGCAGCUCGUAAUUCAUAUGAGUUAAUGGCAAGGCAAGCUGGUUGUAAAGAAUCAGUUGGAUACAUUAAGCUGGACCAACAAAAUUAUAUAAGGACCCGCAGACAGAAUGAGUUUCAAUAUGGUGUGGCAGCAUGGCUCACCAAUUAUUUUGUCACUCAUACUUGUGAUGAUCCUUCAUUUUCUAUGCCUUACAGUUGGAUGCUGAACAGAUGA